CUUCGCCACCUUAGUCAAGAAUGCCUAGACCAGUACACAGCUGAGGCUGCAAGUCUUGGCCAACGGGUGGAGGAAAACAGACGUCAUCUUCGCGAAACAGUAGAACAGCGUCGCAAAAUGGAGCUUUUACUUUUGGAAGCACGCACAGAUGCGGCGGCAGCAGUAGCCUCAACCACUCAGUACGAUGUAACCGUCAAUGAGGCUGAUGCAUCCAUGGACCUUGCUCCAUCUGCUUCAGGAGCUGAGUCUGCCAGUAAUCUCUCUUUGGUUGUGUUUUCUGAAAACUCUGCUGCCAAUAUAACUGAGACGAAUCCUGGCAGAUUUCUUCAUGGUCACCAAAAAUGA
Molecule: messenger RNA, 345 nt
Organism: Protopolystoma xenopodis
Lineage: Eukaryota; Metazoa; Platyhelminthes; Monogenea; Polystomatidea; Polystomatidae
Source: the annotation of a GenBank genome assembly